CUUCUAACCUUUUAAUUCUUACUUUGAAAAUUGACGAGUGGACAUCCUGGCCCUGAAAGUAGUUAAAAUUUUCGAAUGAUGAAAAAUCUGGGGCCCAUCAUACCAACGGUCCAGAUAGAUGAACCAUGCCCCACUUCCAGUCAUUCAACGCCCCUCAUCGACCGUGCAGUCAUUCAACCCUACAGUCGCAACAGAAAUAUCCCUGUUUCCCUCUUCUUUCCUUCGUCGACUCAGUUUAUUCUAAUUUUUGAAAAUUUCCAUUCAUAUUCACCCAUGGCUGCUGCUUGAAAACCUCAAAUCACACACACACACACACACACACACAUAGAGAGAGAGAGAGAGAGAGAGAGAGAGAGAGAGAGAUGGCAAUGGCAAUGGCAAGAAGAGCACACCUUCCCACCAUCCGGGCCCACCUACCCCUCCUCCGUACCCCACCGCCCCCAUCUCUACCGUCCGAUCACCAUCAGAACCCUCCACUCGCCAGAUCUGUCACCUACAUGCCUCGUCCCGGCGACGGUGCGCCCCGUCCGGUCACCCUCAUCCGCGGCGACGGCAUCGGUCCUCUCGUCACCGAUGCGGUGGAGCAGGUCAUGCAGGCCAUGCACGCCCCAGUCUACUUCGAGUCCUACGAUGUCCGCGGCGACAUGCCGCGGGUCCCACAGGAGGUCAUUGACUCCAUCAGGAGAAACAAGGUCUGCUUGAAGGGCGGACUCGCAACGCCUGUUGGUGGCGGGGUCAGCUCUCUGAACGUUCAGCUCAGGAAGGAGCUCGAUCUCUAUUCCUCGCUAGUCCAUUGCUUCAACCUGCCAGGCCUGCCAACCCGGCAUGAGAACGUGGAUAUUGUCGUUAUUAGGGAGAAUACGGAGGGCGAGUAUGCAGGGCUGGAGCACGAGGUUGUUCCCGGCGUUGUCGAGAGCCUCAAGGUCAUUACGAAAUUCUGUUCAGAGCGCAUUGCAAACUAUGCAUUUGAGUAUGCUUACCUUAACAACCGAAGGAAAGUUACAGCGGUACACAAAGCCAACAUUAUGAAGCUUGCAGACGGUCUCUUCUUAGAAUCUUGCCGGGAGGUUGCAACAAAAUACCCUGGGAUAAAGUACAAUGAAAUUAUUGUCGACAACUGUUGCAUGCAACUUGUUUCAAAGCCUGAGCAAUUCGAUGUCAUGGUGACACCAAAUCUCUAUGGCAAUCUGGUGUCGAACACAGCAGCGGGUAUUGCUGGAGGCACAGGUGUCAUGCCAGGAGGCAAUGUUGGUGCCGAUCAUGCCAUUUUCGAGCAAGGCGCAUCUGCAGGCAAUGUAGGAAGUGAGAAGAUAUUGGAGCAGAAGAAAGCGAAUCCAGUUGCAUUGCUUCUAUCAUCAGCAAUGAUGUUGAGGCACUUGCAGUUCCCUUCGUUUGCUGAUCGUUUAGAGACAGCUGUCAAGAGUGUGAUAGAAGAAGGCAGGUACCGGACCAAAGAUCUAGGAGGAACCAGCACCACCCAAGAAGUUGUUGAUGCAGUCAUAGCAGUGAUGGACUGAUCCCGGUCUAUGUUCUCCUGUAAUCCAUUAUUCAGCCAAACGGUAACACCGUAAUUGCCCACGUAAUAUUUAAAUUUCUUAUUUUUCUCUCUUCCUACAUAAGCAACUGUUAACCUUUUUUUGCGGGAAGAGGGGGGGAAUAAUCAAGUAUCUUCAGUCCAAGAGGUAUUGGGAAUGCUUGAAUAAGCGUGAAUGAAUAGAAUAAUCCAUUUUUGUAUAAUUAGUAUUUUUCUCACAUUGAAGAGCCUUUUGGACUUUGAUGGUAUUUGUUAGGAAUUGAGGGAUCUUUCAGUUUCUUUUUAUUCA
Magnolia sinica is the source of this 1823-nucleotide messenger RNA. RefSeq names its product isocitrate dehydrogenase [NAD] regulatory subunit 1, mitochondrial-like. Gene Ontology annotation, biological process: isocitrate metabolic process; tricarboxylic acid cycle. The record is from RefSeq and is a predicted model, not a curated record. The coding region runs from base 363 to 1517 and encodes 384 amino acids. The transcript has 4 exons. Gene Ontology annotation, cellular component: mitochondrion. Gene Ontology annotation, molecular function: isocitrate dehydrogenase (NAD+) activity. NCBI's taxonomy places the organism in Eukaryota, Viridiplantae, Streptophyta, Magnoliopsida, Magnoliales, Magnoliaceae.